UUUUCUUAAUUUUUUUAGAGAAAUAUGAAACGAAAUGGAAGCAGAAAUUGUUUAAAUAGGAGAAGUAGGUUUGGUUCUCGAGAAAGAGACUGGCUGCGAGAAGAUGUGAAGAGAGGCUGUGUUUACCUUUAUGGAGCCGACACGACCACUGCCAUUUCAACUACCACUUCCUCUACUGCUUCCUCCUCUUCCUCUGACUUACAUCUUGUCCUUUGCACAGUGGAGACACCAGCCUCAGAAAUUUGUGCUGGAGAGGGAAGAGAAAGUCUUUAUUUACAGCUUCAUGGAGACCUGGUUAGGAGACUGGAACCCACUGAACGACCUCUUCAGAUCGUUUAUGAGUACUUAUCCAGGCUGGGAUUUGAGGAUCCUGUACGCAUACAGGAGGAAGCUACAAAUCCUGACCUUGGCUGUAUGAUUCGAUUUUAUGGUGCCUCCAGUGAUGAGACAUAUACAUAUACCUAUGAAUGCAUGUGUACACAUGGAGGACUCUGUCUUUUUGAAAAGUCACCAAGAUGUGGACUACUUUGUUUAUUAAGAAAGAAACCAUGCCAGAUGGAUCAUCUGGAUCGAAUCCUACUGUCUGGCAUCUAUAAUGUACGCAAGGGAAAGACCCAGCUGCAUAAGUGGGCUGAACGCCUAGUUGUUCUCUGUGGAACCUGCCUUAUUGUUUCCUCAGUGAAGGAUUGUCAAACUGGAAAGAUGCACAUUUUGCCUCUGGUUGGGGGGAAGAUAGAAGAAGUGAAACGCCGGCAGCAUUCCCUUGCAUUCAGCUCAGCUGGAGCCCAAGCUCAGACCUAUCAUGUCAGCUUUGAGUCUUUGGCUGAGUACCAGAGAUGGCAACGGCAAGCAUCUAAGGUGGUGUCCCAACGAAUCAGUACUGUGGAUCUUUCGUGUUACAGCCUUGAGGAAGUUCCUGAGCAUCUUUUCUACAGUCAAGAUAUCACCUACCUCAAUUUGCGACACAACUUCAUGCAAUUAGAAAGACCAGGGGGCCUGGACACACUCUACAAAUUUUCUCAACUGAAGGGCCUGAACUUGUCCCAUAAUAAACUUGGGUUAUUUCCUGUAUUGCUGUGUGAGAUUUCCACCCUGACUGAGCUCAACCUUUCCUGUAAUGGGUUUCACGACCUGCCAAGUGAGAUUGGCAGUCUGCUAAAUCUUCAAACCCUCUGUCUUGAUGGAAACUUUCUGACUACUUUACCUGAAGAAUUGGGAAAUCUGCAACAGCUUUCCUCCCUUGGAAUUUCCUUCAACAACUUUAGUCAAAUUCCUGAAGUUUAUGAGAAACUCAUAAUGGUAGAUAAAGUGGUUAUGGCAGGAAAUUGCCUAGAAGUCUUGAACUUAGGGGUGCUGAACAGGAUGAGCCAUAUCAAGCAUGUGGAUUUAAGGAUGAAUUACUUGAAAACCGUGGUUAUUGAAAAUCUGGAGGGAAAUAGAUACAUCACACACAUGGAUUUGCGGGACAAUCAACUGACUGACUUGGAUCUUAGCUCUUUAUGUAGCUUGGAACAGCUGCAUUGUGAGCGGAACCAGCUGAGGGAGCUGACACUCAGUGGCUUCUCCCUUCGAACUCUGUAUGCCAGUUCAAACAGACUGACUGCAGUAAAUGUCUACCCGGUGCCCAGUCUCCUCACUUCUUUGGAGCUCUCCCGAAACCUGUUAGAGUGUGUUCCAGACUGGGCUUGUGAAGCAAAGAAGCUGGAAAUAUUAGAUGUGAGCUAUAAUCUUCUCACAGAAGUUCCUAUGCGAAUUCUGAGUAGCUUGAGUCUUAGGAAACUGAUGGUGGGACACAAUCAUGUCCACAGCCUUCCGGUGCUAGUGGAGCACAUCCCUCUGGAGGUGCUGGAUAUCCAGCAUAAUGUUCUCACCAAGUUGCCGGACACCCUCUUCUCCAAGGCCUUAAAUCUCAGAUACUUGAAUGCAUCUGCAAACAGUCUGGAGUCUUUACCUUCUGCCUGUGCUGGGGAGGAAAGUCUGAGUGUGCUGCAGCUGCUUUACCUGACCAGCAACCUCCUCACAGAUCAGUGCAUACCUGUCCUUGUGGGGCAUCCACACCUUCGAAUCUUGCAUCUCGCAAACAACCAGCUACAGACCUUUCCCGCAAGUAAACUAAAUAAAUUGGAGCAAUUGGAGGAACUGAACUUAAGUGGCAACAAGCUUAAAACCAUUCCUACAACCAUAGCCAACUGCAGAAGGCUGCACACCCUUGUUGCACACUCUAACAACAUCAGCAUUUUCCCAGAAAUAUUGCAGUUGCCUCAGAUCCAGUUUGUAGACCUAAGUUGCAACGACUUGACAGAAAUUCUAAUUCCAGAGGCUCUGCCUGCUACGUUACAAGACCUUGACCUAACUGGAAACACAAAUCUGGUUCUGGAACACAAGACACUGGACAUGUUUAGCCACAUCACAACCCUGAAAAUUGAUCAAAAACCAUUGCCAACCACAGAUUCUACUGUUACAUCAACCUUCUGGAGCCAUGGACUGGCUGAGAUGGCAGGACAGAGAAAUAAGCUAUGUGUGUCUUCCCUAGCUAUGGAUAACUUUGCAGAGGGGGUUGGAGCUGUAUAUGGCAUGUUUGAUGGGGACCGAAAUGAGGAGCUUCCACGCCUGCUGCAAUGUACAAUGGCAGAUGUGCUUUUGGAAGAGGUACAGCAGUCAACAAAUGACACAGUUUUCAUGACCAACACUUUUUUGGUAUCUCACAGGAAAUUAGGAAUGGCUGGUCAGAAGCUGGGUUCCUCUGCUCUUCUGUGCUACAUCCGCCCUGACACUGCUGAUCCAACAAGUAGUUUUAGCUUGACUGUGGCUAAUGUUGGCACGUGCCAAGCAGUCCUGUGCCGAGGUGGGAAGCCAGUGCCCCUUUCGAAAGUUUUCAGCCUGGAACAGGACCUGGAGGAGGCACGAAGGGUGAAGGAUCAAAAAGCCAUCAUUACAGAGGAUAACAAAGUGAAUGGGGUAACCUGUUGUACCCGGAUGCUGGGCUGUACAUACCUUUAUCCUUGGAUCCUCCCCAAGCCCCAUAUAUCUUCCACACCACUUACUAUUCAAGAUGAAUUGCUGAUUCUGGGAAACAGAGCAUUAUGGGAACACUUGUCAUAUACAGAAGCUAUUAAUGCAGUGCGUCACGUACAAGAUCCAUUAGCAGCUUCUAAGAAACUGUGCACAUUAGCACAGAGCUAUGGCUGUCAGGAUAAUGUGGGGGCCAUGGUGGUUUAUUUGAACAUUGGUGAGGAAGGCUGCACUUGUGAAAUGAAUGGACUCACCCUCCCAGGACCUGUGGGAUUUGCUUCCACCAGCACCAUCAAGGAUGCUCCUAAACCAACCACUCCUUCCUCCAGUAGUGGCAUUGCCUCUGAGUUCAGCAGUGAGAUGUCCACCUCGGAGGUGAGCAGUGAAGUGGGCUCCACUGCUUCUGAUGAACAUAACACUGUGGGCCUGGAGGCUGGUUUGCUUCCACGGCCAGAGAGGCGCUGCAGCCUCCACCCAGCACCCACCUCUGGGGUGUUUCAGCGCCAGCCUUCUUGUGCAACCUUCUCUAGUAAUCAGUCUGACAAUGGCCUUGACAGUGAUGAUGACCAGCCUGUUGAAGGGGUCAUAAUCAAUGGCAGCAAGGUAGAAGUAGAAGUAGAUAUCCACUGCUGCCGAGGAAGAGAUCUUGAGAGCUGUCCUACCCUUACAGAGAAUUCUUCCACCCCAUGUCCUGAGGAACAUGCUAGAGGGUUGUUUUUUGGGAUCCGGAGACAGAACAGUGUAAAUAGUGGCAUACUUCUGCCAAUGUGUAGGGACAAAAUGGAGUUACAGAAGUCUCCUUCUACUUCCUGUCUCUAUGGCAAGAAGCUCUCCAAUGGCUCAAUUGUGCCCCUAGAAGAUAGCCUGAACCUCAUUGAAGUGGCCACAGAAGCACCCAAGAGGAAAACUGGCUAUUUUGCUGCCCCUACUCAGCUGGAGCCAGAGGAUCAGUUUGUUGUACCUCGUGACCUGGAGGAAGAAGUGAAGGAGCAAAUGAAACAGCAUCAGGAAAGCAGGCCUGAGCCCGAGCCCAGUGAAGAGGAUCGGACCGAGCCCCCAGAGGAGUUUGACACAGCGCUAUGAUUCUGCCACUGUUGCGGGCACAGUGUGAGAAAAGGCUUUUGUGGUGUUGGGGAGGGACCCUUCCAGAGGCAUUUUGCCUCUGUGUUUCUAACCAGAAAUGUGUGGGUAAAACUCAAGAGCCCAAAAAGGUGAGAGCUUUCAGGGCCUGACCCUGGAUGAGCCAGUACCACCAUCAGUGUUAAGUUUUGCAUUUAACCUGCAUUGGAAUUCCCAGAGUUACUGGGAGGAAAGCAGAAGUUUUUCUCUGUCAGUCCUACCACCUGCCAUUAACCCUUUCUUUCCUAGGAUCAUUUUGAGAAUUUGCCUGCCUGGGCAGGAAAGGGACUAUUUCUGUGGAGGAAAUAACUGAAGGUUGAUUCCCUUUACUAAUUGCUGCUGAUGGAUCUCCGUGACAGAGAAAUCACCUUAUCUUUCAGACUAACUAAUGGGGUGUGAUGUGACUAGUCACAUGGCUUUUCAUUCUUCUCUACGAGAAUAUAGCCUAUCAAAAUGAUGUUUAUUGGAGAUGUAGAACCAAUCAAACAGAUAAUUUAUGUAAGUAAUGUAAUGAGAGCACUUUUCAUUGACUGUGAACUUUUUAUUUUUGAAUCUGCACUCGAGCCAAUCUUCUUAGAGGCAGCCCAACACCUUUGUCCAUAGGCAGAGAGAUAAUUGGGUAUUGAAGCCUUCUGUGAGGGUACUUGGAAAGGCCCUGGAUUGAGCUAUUGGAUGUCAAAGUGUGAAAGCUCCUGAGGAACAUGAGGUAGAGAGGAAUCUUCUUUUGGGGAUAAAGCUGGGGAAGGAGCAAAGACUUCCUUCCCCAUAUCAGAAAAAGAGUCAUUCCUUAACAGAUGUGAUACCCACUAGGAAUGUGAUUUCAGCAGAUCACAAGGUAGGCACUUGGGGAUUGGCCUCUUUCCCUUACCAUGUGGUAGAAUUGGCAGCCAGCUUCCUGACAGGCAGGGCCAACACCAGCACUGCUGGCAUCCAGGAAUCUUGAAUUAGAGCAGAUGAUUCCCAAACAGAUGGAGGCUAUGUGAGAACAGAUGGGUGGAUGGAGCUCACAGGUUAGAUGUGUUCCUUCUUUCUCCAAAGUGAGAAAUGGUUUUCUAGAAUGUUGGAAGUGAGUUGUCAAACCUUGCACUAAAGGUUUGACAAUGUACCUAUCUGAAAACUGCUAACUCACUUCAUGUGGUUUCAGAGUACUGGACUCAAUACCAAUAUAAGACAGACUCGAGAAAUUCUUAACUUGAUUUUUUCUUUCUUUUUUUUUUUGCACAUUCCACAUAACUCUAGCAAAAUGCAAUUCCUUCUGUAUGUUUGUUGCUUUUUCCAUUAAAAGAUUUUCUUAAGCAAACUAAUUCCUACUUCUAGUCCUACAAAAUUUUGGCAUUGCUUGAUUUUACCCAUUGAGAAAUGUGCUUUGAAGUUUUAAGACAUUUCAUAGUUUGAAAACAAGAAAACAGAGUGGAACCAUUUUUAAUUUGUUUCAUCAGAAACAAAAUGUUAAAUAUAAUGUUGGAAGUAUAUGUUAAUUUCUUUGUGGGUUCUUUUUGGGAGGGUUUGGGGGGAGUUUUUGUUCAAAGCAAUAGUCAAAAAUUAGAUGAUCUGUCCACAAAUAGUUAUGUCUCCUCAUUCUCUCAGAGGCCCCAUACCCAUGUGCAUGUGUCAUUAGGGUACAUUCUUAGGGAAAGUACCCCAUUCUGUAUACCCCAUUGGCUACUUAAUGUUCAACUCUCAAGAAUUUGAACUUGAGUCCCCAAAUCAUCAGGAACACUUGACUUCCUUCUGUCAAACUACUGAUCAGCUACUGAAAAAAUUUAGAACUCAGGUCUUUGAUUUGAAGUGGGGAAUAUGGUGGCUCAUACAAAGUUUAGGUGCUGUUAGAAAGAUGGGUACAAUAGUAUGUUGCCACCUUAUUUUUAUAUGGGAAUGAAAAAAGAAAAUGAAGGAAAAACCCAAGAUGUUAGUGAUGGGUGAUAUCAAACAUCUUCCUACUCAGACAGCAGAACCUUUGGGUUCUGAAUAGACUAGUGAGUGAUGUUGUCUAAAAAUUAAAGCUAUUUUGGGAAAAUACCACUUUAGUAGUAUAGUCUUAUAAAAAUUGUCAUUUAUCUAUGACUACUUUUCUUCUAUUUGUUUCCUGUCCUACUUAUUGGAACCACCUCAAAACCCAGGUCCAUAUUGACCUUUCCAAAAGUAGUGUGUUUGCUUUUUGGUCAACAAAACUCUGAAAUUCCACAUGUAUUUUGAUGUGGUGGAGUUAUUUUCAGGUACCAUUAGGUCUGAUGAAAACCUCUAUUAUAGGAUAUACCAAAACUGAUUAUUAUUUUUUUUGCAACUUCCUUUCAUUCAUGUCCUUCUAUAAUUGUUCUGUAUUAAAACAGAAGGUUAAAAGGCCAUAGUUCAUUACCAAAAAUACAUACCCCAUUUGACCUAUGAGGUAAUUGACAGAUGUUGUGUUAUCUGAGUAGGCUGUCAAAUGAAAGCCAGUAAUCUGUCUGCAAAUGAGUGUCAUUUUCUCAAUACCUUAACUCAGAGGGUAUGUUCCCCGGGUGGGCAGAAUACAGGUGAUCCCUAGCAUGGAGAGCCUGGUCUCUGCCUGAUUCUUGGGUCUCUGCAUGUACCUCCCACUUCACAGAGUUUAAGAUCAUUUCUGGGGAAAAAAAAAAAAAAACAACUCCUGGUUAUGGGUGCAGUUCAGGAGUCCCAUGGGGAAAGGAAAAUACAUGUGGCUUGUCAGCCAAGUAUCCUUAUUUUUAUCCAAAUGGAUUGGAAAUACAUCUGAAAUUUCAAUGUUGGUAUGACAUAAAGCUCUAGUGCUACCAUAGUCAAAUCAUUGAAUUACCAUUUCUGACGUAGUGAGGGCUUUAUUAUACUACUGUAGAGUGUAUAUGUGCAAUAAGUCAUUGAACACAUUUUCCUGGCGUACAGAAGAGCCACCACGAGCAACAUGGCAUCACUGGGUGCUAUUACAAUUGCUUGUAGCGAGUGCUAUUUUCCAGGAGAUGGAGCCAGUUACGUUUGGCAGAUCUAUUAAAUGAUGCUCUUCUUUCUAUGUAGACCUUCAACAAAAGCAGGUACUUGGAAGCCACAGGCUCACCUUCUUUAUCUAUUCAAUAACUAUCAAUGAAGAGACCUCCAUAAGGGAGCAUUUGGCUGUUAAUUAUAAAUGUAUCAAUUACUAAAGAAUUAGUCUCCAAGCCAUCCAGUGAUGUCCACAGCAUCACUGUAGAACUGUCUUGUCACUUUUUACUUCCCUCUGGGUGGAGCCUUCCAGACUCCCCAAUCAUGGACACAAGUUAUUCUUUCUUUCCAGUUAGUGACUUUGCCCUGUGGUUGGGUAAGUACUUCCUAGACUGAGAAAAUCGGCUACAGUCAAACCUGCUCUGUUUCCCUCAUUUGGUGAUUAAUCAGUAUAAGCUCCUUGUAUUCUAAAUCUCAUGCACCUCUCCCAGAUGCUGUAGGGUUUCUCUAACUGUUGCCACUGGAUGUCAGCCAGACAGUGGGCUCAUAUCUAUGGUUUUGUGCAAUCAUCGUUGUAUUGUAGUCCUAAGACUCAUUAUAGUGUAUUUUUGAUAUUUUUGAAAUGUGUUAAAUUUUUUAAUUCAAUAAUAUGAGCCAGAGCAUGUUGCAGCAAAUCUAUUGUUUGUAAAAAAUAAUAAUAACAAUAAUAAAUAAAAUAAAAUGGAA
Molecule: messenger RNA, 7767 nt
Organism: Ictidomys tridecemlineatus (thirteen-lined ground squirrel)
Lineage: Eukaryota; Metazoa; Chordata; Mammalia; Rodentia; Sciuridae
Source: RefSeq, a predicted model, not a curated record